UGUUUAGAUGGAUUUUAACACACUUGUGUAAAACCGUAUGCCAUAACUUUCUACCGGGUACCGGGUAACUGGUAGGACUGGAAAAGAGUAUACACUCGAUUUCCCUCGUUCGCGUGCUGCGCAGUGUUGGCAACUUUCUCCGAAAAUUCCAAUUUCUGUGAAAUCCAACUUCAGUGAAGGCUAUCUAUAGGCAACCUACUGUAAUUCAGCCAAUAACAUAGCGAGUUACAAAUUCGGUAAUAGGACAGAAAACAGCGUCGAGUCGAAUUAUUUUUCAAUUCCUUCUCUAACAUGUCGAUUAGCCUCUAUUGCGCCUAAAGGUGUGUGUGUGUGUGUGUGUGAGGCAGUCUCUCUCUCUGUUGCCAAUCACCACUCCUACUUUGUUUCUCUGCAUGGAUGACAGAUAAUCAUCACAGUUCACUAUGAGGAGGAUGGCGAAGGAUCUGCAACCAGCCGAGCAAGGGUCUGGGUGGAUCUCCAGUUGGCUUCCAUCCUGGUGUCCCACCUCCCUCUCUCAGCUGAAGGACGCAGAAGACAAAAUGCUCAAAUCUGUGAAGGCCCCAUUCUCCAGGCAGCAUGUCCGGAUAUCCAACGGCAACUAUCUCUGGACCUUAGCCUUCACCUCUCACAUCAAGCCCCAUCCCUCUCUCCCACCCCAGCCUCAGCCAAAGCCCCAUCCCUCUCUCCCACCCCAGCCUCAGCCAAAGCCAUAUCCCUCUCUCCCACACCAGCCUCAACCCAAGCUCCAUCCCUCUCUCCCACCCCAGCCUCAACCCCAUCCCUCUCUCCCACCCCAGCCUCAGCCCCAGCCACAUAUCUCUCUACCACCCCAUACACAGCCCCAUCCUUCUUCUCCACAACACUCUCUCCAGCCCCGUCCUCCCCUGGUGCUGCUCCAUGGGUUUGGGGGUGGUGUGGGUUUGUGGGCCCAGAACCUGGACUCUCUGUGUGGCAGUGGAGCCGUGUAUGCCCUGGAUCUUCUGGGGUUUGGACAGAGCAGCCGGCCCCUGUUCAGCGUGGACCCCCAGGGGGCAGAGGAGCAGUUCCUAGGGGCCCUGGAGGAGUGGAGGGACAGGGUGGGCCUGGAGGAGAUAGUCCUGCUGGGACACAACCUGGGAGGAUACCUGGCUGCUGCUUACACACUUACACACCCACACAGGGUAAAGCACUUGAUCCUGGUGGAGCCCUGGGGGUUCCCGGCCCGACCAGAGAGUCUAGAUCAGGAGAAGUCUAUCCCAGUGUGGAUCAGAGCCAUGGGGGCUGUCAUGAGUCCCUUCAACCCCCUGGCUGGACUUAGACUGGCCGGACCACUGGGUCCUAUGUUGAUCCAGACCAUCAGGUCAGAUUUUAAACAGAAGUACUCUUCAGUGUUUGAUGACAACACCGUGUCAGACUACAUCUACCAUCUUAACGCACAGACACCAAGUGGUGAAACAGCGUUUAGGAACAUGACAGUACCAUAUGGUUGGGCUAAGAGACCAAUGUUAGAUCGUAUUGGACAGAUCCAACCAGACAUUCCAAUAUCCAUCAUCUAUGGGUCCCGAUCCAGUAUCGACAGCGACUCGGGAUACACUAUCCAGAAAAUCCGACCAGAUGUGGACAUCAUCGUGAUAAGGGGAGGAGGUCACUAUGUGUUUGCUGACCAGCCAGACGACUUCAAUCAGAACGUUCUUCACAUCCUGGCCAGGAUGGAGGGAGAUAAGGAGAAGAGGAGUGAGGAGUGGUGUGGAUGAGAAGGAAGGGAAAUGAGGAGGUGAGAGGAGAAGAUUGAGGGAUAAAUAAAGAAUGGCAGAUGAGAUGGGGAGAAGAGACAGUAAAGGAGGGGGAGAAGGAGAGAUACAUGGAGGAGUUGUUACAACUUCUUGGCUCUGAGGAGUAGGAGGACGAUUGUUACGUUCAGACUUUGAACACACACUUUCCUCACUGAGGACGUACUAGCGCUAGGCUGGUAUGCGAUGGUUAGAUCAUCAUUUUGUUUUAGGUUGAUAUGGGAGGGCUUGCUAAUGAUCUAUGCUGACAUAAGCUGCCGCUGGCCCAUAUUGACUCCAAUGCUUCCCACAGUUAUGUCAAGUUGGCUGGAUGUCCUUUGGGUGGUGGACCAUUCUUGAUCCACACGGGAAACUGUUGAGUGUGAAAAACCCAGCAGGGUUGCAGUUAUUGACGCAAACCGGUGCGCCUGGCACCUACUACCAUACUCCAUUCAACGGCACUUUAAUCUUUUGUCUUGCCCAUUCACCCUCUGAAUGGCACACACACACAAUCCAUGUCUCAAUAGCCUCAAGGAUUUAAAAUCCUUCUUCAACCUGUAUCCUCCCCUUUAUCUACACUGAUUUAAAGUGGAUUUAACAAGUGACAUUAACAAGGGAUCAUGGCUUUCACCUGGUCAGUCUUAUGUUGUGGAAAGAGCAGGCGUUCAUAAUGUUUUGUACACUCUGUGUGUGGGCCGAUAUAUGAUAUCCAUAUUACCUAUACUACAUCCACCUCUCAUCAGUAUGCCCCUGUACAGCCAGUGAAGGCAAUGUUGUGUAUAUCAUCUUUGUAAAGAAAUGUCAAAUGUAUUGUUUUCUUAAAUAUAGAAUAAUGUACAUGUUAUGUUUUGCCUGUUGACAAAUGUCCAUAGUAUCAUGUCUCAAAGCUGUUACCAGUAUGCUAAAACUUUAGAUUCACAGAGUAAGCAAGGGAACAGAGAGACCCCCCCAAAAAAAUCUAUUCUAAGAAACUGUUGAGCAAUGUUUUAAUGCUUGAGGAGGGAGAGUUGAUCCCAAAGGAAAAACUUGUUUUCUGUGGUGAACUAGUAUAAAGUUGACUGGGGUUUUUCUUUCUUAUUUGACACUUCACCCAUACUGUUGCCUAACUAACCUCCAUAGGCAGACUGGUCCAGUCUCCCGUCAUGUUUGAGACCGCCUAUUUAGCAGUCCGUGACUACUGCCUGACUGAUCUACAAUUACCCUGUAUCCUAAAUAACUACUCAUUAUGAUUUAUAGAUCAGUCAGUUCCCUCUGACGGUGACCAAUAAUUAAGCGAAUUUGAUGCUCUUGAACAUGACCUCUCUCUACAGAGCCAGCUCUGCAAAUGUACCGCACAACAGGAUAAAGGAUAUUUUCAUCAAAAUAAUGUUUUUUAUGAUAUGAGGACUGGUAUGGAGGCCAUAUUAUUUACUAUAUGUUCGUAUUCUUCUCUUUUAUUUCUUAUUGUUGUUGAGGAGGAACCUAUAAAUAAUGAUUUCAAUGGAAGGUCUAUACCGUGUGUAUCCUGUACAUACAACUAAUAAAACCAACUAUUGGAUGUUU
This is a messenger RNA of Oncorhynchus mykiss (rainbow trout), 3290 nucleotides long. RefSeq names its product 1-acylglycerol-3-phosphate O-acyltransferase ABHD5. Gene Ontology annotation, biological process: negative regulation of triglyceride storage; lipid homeostasis; positive regulation of triglyceride catabolic process. Gene Ontology annotation, cellular component: mitochondrion; lipid droplet. Gene Ontology annotation, molecular function: carboxylic ester hydrolase activity; lysophosphatidic acid acyltransferase activity. Lineage: Eukaryota; Metazoa; Chordata; Actinopteri; Salmoniformes; Salmonidae. The record is from RefSeq and is a predicted model, not a curated record.